CGGUGGGAGCGUCAGCAGCCUGCGACCGAGGCGGAAGAAGGCGCUGGGCGGCUCCGCGUGUGAGGAGAGCCGGGCCGGGCCGGGCUUGGGGAGGUGACAAUCAUCAGCCAGCUACAAGAUUGUCACCAUGAGUUUUGUUGAAUAUGGAGAUACCAUAAAGGAUGGUGACACGGCUAUUGUGUUUCUGGGCCACGAGUCCAUGUUUCCUGUGAAGGUGCAGCAUGGCUCUGUAACACAGACUAAGUACGGGGUCAUCAGGCAUUCCACAGACCUCAUAGGCAAGAAGUAUGGCUCCAAAGUGACCUGCAGUAAAGGAGGAUGGGUGUUCAUUCUUCAUCCAACUCCAGAACUGUGGACCAUGAAUCUCCCGCACAGGACGCAGAUCCUAUAUUCCACUGACAUCUCCAUAAUCACCAUGAUGUUGGAACUGAAGCCAGGCUCCAUAGUAUGUGAAUCAGGUACAGGCAGUGGGUCCCUCUCCCAUGCUCUCAUCCGGACAGUGGCUCCCACCGGGCACCUGUACACAGUGGAGUUCCACCAGCAAAGAGCUGAGAAGGCGCGGGAGGAGUUUCGGGAGCACGGGGUGGAGCACCUGGUCACUGUGACCAACCAGGAUGUCUGCAAAAAUGGCUUUGGGGUCUCAAACAUUGCAGAUGCCGUGUUCCUAGAUAUUCCAUCUCCAUGGGAAGCCAUAGGACAUGCCAAAUCAGCAUUAAAAGCUGAAGGUGGCCGCAUCUGCUCUUUCUCCCCCUGCAUUGAACAAGUUCAAAGAACCUGCCUGGCGAUGGAAGAAUCUGGUUUCACAGAGAUUAACACCUUGGAAAUUCUGCUCCGAGUGUACAAUGUAAGGACAGUUAGCCUGCAAAUCCCUGACCUUGGAAAAGCAGCUGAGGAUAAUUCUAGCACUGGCUUUGACAGCAGCAGCCCAUCACAUCAAGGUAGCUCGUGUGCUGAUCUGCAGCAAGGGACUGUGCAGUUCAAGAGUGGCGUGCCACUGAGGGAGGUGGUUGGGCACACUGGGUACCUGACCUUUGCUACCAAGAGCCUGGUGUAGUACAUGCCCAGUUUGUGCAGUCUGGAGUGGAGUUUGUGUGUAUUCUGUUUUCAUGGCUCUUUUUUGUAUGGCAUCCAAAGUUUUACUUGUCAGGGAAUUCCAUAUAUAGUCAGAUUUGGUUGGAAUAUGCUUUGUUUAAAUAGCACACAAGCAUUAAGCAGAGCAGCUUCAAGGGAAUGUUGAAACUCUGGAAUGGUGCUCCACUUGCUGUCAGACAGAAGAUAAAUUAAUAGCAAAUAGC
This is a messenger RNA of Serinus canaria (Common canary), 1295 nucleotides long. It is a transcript of the gene TRMT61A, whose product is annotated as tRNA methyltransferase 61A. Gene Ontology annotation, cellular component: tRNA (m1A) methyltransferase complex; nucleus. Gene Ontology annotation, biological process: tRNA methylation. The record is from RefSeq and is a predicted model, not a curated record. The transcript has 4 exons. NCBI's taxonomy places the organism in Eukaryota, Metazoa, Chordata, Aves, Passeriformes, Fringillidae. The coding region runs from base 128 to 1054 and encodes 308 amino acids.